GAUAAAGUCAUCAGUGCAGAUGUGGGCAUCUACCGAAUAGUUCCCAGAAAGGAAGCAUGUAAGCGGGUUGUUGGAUCAGUUCUCUUUCCAAGAAGGUCUCUCCACAAUCAGCACUGGCCUGCAGACUCCGUUGUUUCAUAGAUAUGGCUGAUGUUUGUCCAUCCACCAGAUAUCCAGGGAUAAAACUGAGAGCCUAAGGACGGACCCACCCCCGCAUCUUUCCCACCUCUGCAUGACUUAUUGGUACAACUGGCCACACUGAAUGUUGGUGACUCCUCUCAGCUGACAUGGAGGCAACGGCAAUAUACAACUUUAAGACUACAGAAAGGGAUGAACUGCCAUUUAAAAAAGGGGAUAUAAUAAAGAUACUCAACAUGGAAGAUGACCAAAACUGGUUUAAAGCAGAACUUUUUGGAAGAGAGGGCUAUAUCCCAAAGAACUACAUCAAAGUGAAACCCCAUCCGUGGUACGCGGGCAGGAUCUCCCGGCAAGUGGCAGAAGAGAUACUGCUGAAACGGAACUUUGUAGGAGCCUUUUUGAUCAGGGACAGUGAGAGUUCCCCAGGAGACUUCUCCAUCUCUGUCAACUAUGGGCACCACGUGCAACAUUUCAAGGUCCUGAGAGACACUGAGAGCAACGGGAAAUACUACCUGUGGGAGGCCAAAUUCAACUCCUUGAACGAGCUGGUGGACUACUAUAGAAGACACUCAAUUGCCAAGUUCCACGAGGUCUUUCUUUGUGAUGAGGAACAGAAGAGAAAAAUACGCUAUGUCCAAGCUCGUUAUGACUUCACCCCAGAUCAGCCCACAGGACUUUUUUUCAGACGAGGGGACAUCAUUGAGGUCCUGGACUGCUCAGAUCCAAACUGGUGGAGAGGGAGGAUCUCUGGAGUGACCGGCAUGUUCCCACAGAACUAUGUGCACCCAAUCCAUGUUAACCAAAUGUGAAAUGUCAAUGUUUUAGUGUCAUUAGUAGAUUAAAUGUAAGGAUGGUGUGUAUAAAUGUAUAGAAGGCUUAAACAUGGCCGACUUUGACUUUCUGUUUAUGAGAUUGUAACCUCUGUCUUGAGAGUAGAUUCCUAGGGAUGGAUUUGCCUCUCCUGUAUUAUUUGUUAUAUUUGUGUUGUAAUAUGUCACUCUGAGAAUGUAUGCGUGCUGUACAAUCAAUUAUAAGUAAUGAUAAACAC
Molecule: messenger RNA, 1186 nt
Organism: Xenopus tropicalis (tropical clawed frog)
Lineage: Eukaryota; Metazoa; Chordata; Amphibia; Anura; Pipidae
Gene: grap
Product: GRB2 related adaptor protein
Source: RefSeq, marked validated